Branchiostoma floridae (Florida lancelet) is the source of this 2158-nucleotide messenger RNA. RefSeq lists its product as uncharacterized. NCBI's taxonomy places the organism in Eukaryota, Metazoa, Chordata, Leptocardii, Amphioxiformes, Branchiostomatidae. The record is from RefSeq and is a predicted model, not a curated record. The coding region runs from base 626 to 2143 and encodes 505 amino acids. Gene Ontology annotation, molecular function: ATP hydrolysis activity. Gene Ontology annotation, biological process: regulation of apoptotic process. The transcript is spliced from 4 exons.
AUUAUUUUUACCCUUCAUAGCCACCCUACAAAAACGCAUACAACAAAGAUCAGCUGGAGACUCUCUGUUGGAGCAAGAACGAUGAAGUCCUUGGUAGGCAAAUGGUAGGGGAAUCCCGGUCUCUCACUGCCCACCAAGAACCAUGACGUCAUAGCCACAGGGAGCUGACACCUGUUGCCGAAUAUAACAAUCAUGUCUACUGAUCACUGUCGUUCAGGUAGUCUUAAGACAAUAGUUUCAUUAUUGAAGACUUAAACAUGUUUCUUUCAAUCGUGAGCAUUGCAUCUUUUGUGUUGUCGCAAACAACACGAGCAAAAAUCCCCAUUACUAUUUACCUGGCAGGUGCAUGCUGGGUAAACACCUUUGUGAUUAUCCGUCUAUAUUUGCUUCCGCGUUAGUCACGGAAAAACCCGAUCGAACAGCACAGUCAUGGUAAAACAUACGUGGCGUAGCAUGGUUUAUCAGGUUCUGACUGUAAAAAGUCCACAUCUGUCGUGACUGGCCGCGACGAAAGAGCUUCAACUUCCGUACCAGCUUCAACUUCAAUUUCUCACCGAAAAGGUUGCAGCGAACCACCUCUGUGCUCCCACAUAUCGACCAGAGUUUCGGUCUUCGCCAGUGCAAAAUGGACGUUCGCGAUCGUAACAAACUUCGUGACAACCAUCUUAAGCUGAAGGAGACUAUCUACGCCCAUCAUAUCCACGGUUACCUGUACCAGGAAGGCGUCCUGACCCUCGACGACAUAGAAAGGAUCAACAACAAAGCUACGGAGCAGGAUAAGACCGAGGCUCUCCUCUUCAUGCUGCCAAGGAAGUCAGGUGGAGCUUUCAAGAAGUUCUGUAUGGCCCUGAAGGAGACGUACGACGGGGUUCCUCUGUACAAAGACCUGGCGAAGGAACUUGAGACAACCGGCGCGUCUCCUGACAACGAAGAAGAACGUGUGCAUGACGACUUUCCCGAGGUCCGCGAGGAGGUCGCUCAGCGGAAUCUCCUCCGAAAGCACCGCCGUGAUAUCGCAACCUGCCUUGAUACAGAGAAGACCUGCGAACUUCUCAUCAACGCCGGCGUCCUGACAAACCGGGAGCGCCUUGUGAUCGAGGGGGAAGGUUCGGCAGAGGAGAGAGCUCAGAGUCUUCUCCGCAUCCUCCCCACCAAGGGACCGAACGCGUUCCAUGCUUUCAUCCGGGCACUCAAAAUGCAGAAUGAUCCACACAACCUAACCGUUCUUCUGGCGGGUGAGACUGGAGGGGUUUUCAACCCCGUAACAAAUGUCAGCAAGAAGGUGGACCACUUCUUCACCUCGCGGGAUGCCCGAAAGGUAAACGAGGCCAUGGAUGAUGAACGGACUGUUAUAGUGCUGUCUGGCAUCACUGGAUCGGGAAAGACCCAGCUGGCCUUGUGGCAGGCGGAACUGUUCAUGGAACGUCAUCCGACAGCCGUGGUGUGGAAGCUAGAUGGUCAAGACAAGAAAAGCUUCCUCGACGACAAGCAGAACCUCCUGAGGGCAUUGAAGAAGGACGUGCCCAAAGAUGACAGCCAAGUGGACGCCUGCGUGGCGAAGGCGCUCGACACGCGGAAGACCCCAGUCCUGCUGAUCGUAGACGACCUCGACGAUGGCGUACUUCUUUCUGCUGAGUUGUUGAAACCAAGAAAUGACUCAAAGAUUCUGCUCAUCACUCACCACAAGCGCCUCCAACAGCCAAUAAACGUCUCCAUCCCAGAAGACUCCUUUGUCGAUAUCAACGGCUUCGCCUUCGAAGAAGAGACAGACGAGGCAGUGGAUUUCCUGCGAAUGAAGCUGCAGCAUCAUCCUACAGAUCAGCUACAGCGUUUGGCGCAGAAGUUCAGCGGCCUCCCUCUUGGUCUGGUGGCAGCUCGUAGCUACAUAGACAAGUCUCACACGAGUUCGGAAAGCUACUUAAAUCAACUGGAAAAGAGAAAGAACGCGUUGAAACUGGAAAAGGCCGCAAACGAGGUGAUGUCACGGUUCUACGCGAAGCCGGGACAAGAGGAAGCUGGCAGGAACCUGUUUGCAGCAUUGCGUCUGGCGGUCGACAAGCUGAAUACACAGGUAUCCAGCAAUUCUGUGGCAAAUGUCAGUGCCUACAUUACACCAACUGUUAACAUGCUGUAUGGUUGUUGAUGUAUUUGGAUGUAA